This is a messenger RNA of Diachasmimorpha longicaudata, 1566 nucleotides long. Its product is annotated as venom acid phosphatase Acph-1-like. Bases 348 to 1451 code for a protein of 367 amino acids. The transcript has 8 exons. The record is from RefSeq and is a predicted model, not a curated record. NCBI's taxonomy places the organism in Eukaryota, Metazoa, Arthropoda, Insecta, Hymenoptera, Braconidae. Gene Ontology annotation, molecular function: phosphatase activity. Gene Ontology annotation, biological process: dephosphorylation.
CUGCCAUUCGCUCGUGAUUUCCACGUGUUUCGCCCCUGUUGUUUUUAUAAGCCAUAGAACUUGGCGCACCUAUCACCACGGGACAUUAGUUGGAAUCUGUCAACAGGUAACUCCGGGUCUCAAUGAAUCUCCAGCUCGUUUGAUCAACCGCCAGUCACAUCUCUCUGGAAUAUUCUUUUAACUCGAUAUCAUGUUUUCAUCUCCACAUGAUGUCGGAAUUUACAGAUUUUUCAAAUAAUAAAUUGUCUUCAAUUAAACAUUCGGAUGCCAUGGAAAAUUGAGAAUCUGUGAAGAGACAAUCGAAAAAUUCAUUCAUUCAGGACUUUUCGAGAUAUAUUUGAAACAACAUGACAACUCUACUGCAGUUAUUUCUUCUUCAAAUCAUCAGUCUAAUCGUCGUGAGGGCAAAUCCUACACUGCAUUUAAAAUAUGUCACGGUAGUGUUUCGUCAUGGAGCUCGCGCCCCUGACACCAACGGUGCUGAAAGAUUCCCCAAUGAUCCCUUCCUGCAGGAUGAUUUUUUCCCCCAAGGAGUGGGAGGAUUGACCAACGAGGGAAAAAUACGCGAAUACGAGCUCGGACAAUUGAUCAGACACCUCUACGGCGAGUUCCUGGGGGAUAUUUACGUUCCAUCUUCUGUCAUGGCCCGCAGCACCGAUUACGAGAGAACGAAAAUGUCUCUUCAACUCGUUCUCGCCGGACUGUUUCCUCCUGUUAAGGUUCAGGAGUGGAAUCCUGCACUCAAGUGGCAACCGAUGAUCGCUAAUUACGUACCGGCUAACGAGGACGUCGUCAUGAUUCCUGAAGAGUCCCCGCAAUAUUUACGAGAAUUCAAGAGAGUAAAAAACCUACCGGAAGUGCGAAAGAAGUUGAGUGUAUUCCAUGAUUUCCUGAAGAAUUUGACACUCUGGACUGGGAAGAGUAUGAAGACUGCCAACGACAUGUUCAACCUUUACCACGCCCUGAUGGCGGAGUCAUCGAUGGGUCUUGCGCUGCCUCCGUGGGCGACUGACAUCUUCCCCAAGGGUCUGUUGUUGAAUGGGACUCUUCUAGAAUACGACAUCGUCAGCUACAAUGAAAACCUGAGGAGGCUCAAUGGAGGAAUGCUCCUGAAGGACAUUGUGCAUACUAUAACGAGUGUUAUCAGCGGUACCAAUAAGAGGAAAAUCUCCCUGCUCAGUGGCCACGAGACCAAUAUUGCUGCUCUCCUCAAAACACUUGGAAUUUAUUACCCACAUGUCCCCGAGUACUCCAGUGCGAUAUUCGUCGAGUUACUCGACGAUGGCGAAGAACACUACAUCAGGGUUCGAUAUUAUUUGGGAAUUCCCCCUCGUGUCGUCGACAAAGCUAUUCCCGGAUGUGACCCGCUCUGCCCUCUCCCGGAGUUUUUGAAUCUAAUGGCUGGAGUUCUACCCAGUGACGAGGAGCUGAUGUGUCAGAAAAAGAAUUGACGAACUGACAGAUUAAUACUAUAAUUACAGCCUCACUGAACUCGAAAUUAAAUAGUGUAGCAUCAAAUUAGUGUCACAAUGUUUACGGAAGUGUAAAUAAAUACCACUAAGCACA